Messenger RNA from Lactuca saligna, 546 nucleotides. Lineage: Eukaryota; Viridiplantae; Streptophyta; Magnoliopsida; Asterales; Asteraceae. The record is from the annotation of a GenBank genome assembly.
AUGGAUGCAGUAAAAGGAAGAGCAGCUACUAUCAACGGCAAUGAUAGGCAGUUGUACAACGCACUCCAAGGAAACUUGGAGGGAAAACAAGCCCAACGUUGGUGGAAGAACUUAUUGGGAUUUCAGAAUUUGUUUUUAUACAGAUAUGGUGUUGUUUUCAACUUCCUAGGCAUGCUUGGAACUGCCAUUAUUAAAGGUCCUGAAAGCUUUGAUAUUUUACAAGGACAUUCAAAAGCUACCAUGCUUUUAAUUGUGAACAAUACAACUCAAGGAAUGGACCUUAAUAAUGGGAUUGCCUUAUGGUUGGUAGCUGGUGGUGAUGGUUGGGGUGGUCUAAAUAAGGAGAUGAAGUUAGAUAUGCAUAGAAUAUGGAACAAAAACCUAGGUAAAUAUGAUAUAUGCAUCGCUGAUAAUGGCAAAGAGGCUAGGUUUUCUUUUCUGGUUGAAAAUGUAAUAAGGAUACUGCUUGAUAUUCCACUAUGGAAGAUUGCAGACCUUGGCCAACCAAGUGGAGUUGGUGAUAAGAAGAUCUUGAGAGAGGUAUAA